This is a messenger RNA of Cooperia oncophora, 246 nucleotides long. The record is from the annotation of a GenBank genome assembly. Lineage: Eukaryota; Metazoa; Nematoda; Chromadorea; Rhabditida; Trichostrongylidae.
AUGUACUCGGAAAAAUUGGUUCAGAAGCCUGGUGAAGGAACUCUCGUGUUCUCGAAACUUGACGAAAGCGAUGCCGGAACGUAUCAGUGUCAAGCCAUUAACGACAACGGCACUGCAGUCUCGUAUCCUACAAGGCUAGAACAAACAUGUACGUUUUCUCUGUUAUUCAGUGACCGAUUUCCUUUGAAUUCGUUUACGGGCUCACGAUUCUGCGCACUUCUCCUUCUUGUAUGGUUUGAAGAAUGA